Messenger RNA from Macaca mulatta (Rhesus monkey), 1246 nucleotides. RefSeq names its product ATPase Na+/K+ transporting subunit beta 1 (gene ATP1B1). NCBI's taxonomy places the organism in Eukaryota, Metazoa, Chordata, Mammalia, Primates, Cercopithecidae. Gene Ontology annotation, molecular function: ATPase activator activity. The record is from RefSeq and is marked validated. Gene Ontology annotation, cellular component: sodium:potassium-exchanging ATPase complex. Gene Ontology annotation, biological process: intracellular sodium ion homeostasis; potassium ion import across plasma membrane; intracellular potassium ion homeostasis.
GCAGCGGCGCGUCCUGCCUGCGGAGAGCCAGGCCGGAGAAGCCGAGCGGCGCAGAGGACGCCAGGGCGCGCGCAGCAGCCACCCACCCUCCGGACGGCGGCAGCUGCUGACCCGCCAUCGCCAUGGCCCGCGGGAAAGCCAAGGAGGAGGGCAGUUGGAAGAAAUUCAUCUGGAACUCAGAGAAGAAGGAGUUUUUGGGCAGGACCGGUGGCAGUUGGUUUAAGAUCCUUCUAUUCUACGUAAUAUUUUAUGGCUGCCUGGCUGGCAUCUUCAUCGGAACCAUCCAAGUGAUGCUGCUCACCAUCAGUGAACUUAAGCCCACAUAUCAGGACCGAGUGGCCCCACCAGGAUUAACACAGAUUCCUCAGAUCCAGAAGACUGAAAUUUCUUUUCGUCCUAAUGAUCCCAAGAGCUAUGAGGCAUACGUGCUGAACAUAGUUAGGUUCCUGGAAAAGUACAAAGAUUCAGCCCAGAGGGAUGACAUGAUUUUUGAAGACUGUGGUGACGUGCCUAGUGAGCCCAAAGAACGAGGAGAAUUUAAUCAUGAACGAGGAGAGCGAAAGGUCUGCAGAUUCAAGCUUGAGUGGCUGGGAAAUUGCUCUGGAUUAAAUGACGAAACUUAUGGCUACAAAGAGGGCAAACCAUGCAUUAUUAUAAAGCUCAACCGAGUUCUAGGCUUCAAACCUAAGCCUCCCAAGAAUGAGUCCUUGGAGACUUACCCAGGAAUGAAGUAUAACGCAAAUGUCCUUCCUGUUCAGUGCACUGGCAAGAGAGAUGAAGAUAAAGAAAAAAUUGGAAAUGUGGAAUAUUUUGGACUGGGCAACAGCCCUGGUUUUCCUCUGCAGUAUUAUCCCUACUAUGGCAAACUCCUGCAGCCCAAAUACCUGCAGCCCCUGCUGGCCGUACAGUUCACCAAUCUUACCAUGGACACUGAAAUUCGCAUAGAGUGUAAGGCGUACGGUGAGAACAUUGGGUACAGUGAGAAAGACCGUUUUCAGGGACGUUUUGAUGUAAAAAUUGAAGUUAAGAGCUGAUCACAAGCACAAAUCUUUCCCACUAGCCAUUUAAUAAGUUAAAAAAAGAUACAAAAACAAAAACCUACUAGUCUUGAACAAACUGUCAUACGUAUGGGACCUACACUUAAUCUAUAUGCUUUACACUAGCUUUCUGCAUUUAAUAGGUUAGAAUGUAAAUUAAAGUGUAGCAAUAGCAACAAAAUAUUUAUUCUACUGUAAAUGACAAAAGA